Molecule: messenger RNA, 486 nt
Organism: Peromyscus leucopus (white-footed mouse)
Lineage: Eukaryota; Metazoa; Chordata; Mammalia; Rodentia; Cricetidae
Product: 60S ribosomal protein L34-like
Exons: 2
Coding region: 1-486 (161 amino acids)
Biological process (GO): translation
Cellular component (GO): ribosome
Molecular function (GO): structural constituent of ribosome
Source: RefSeq, a predicted model, not a curated record
AUGGUCCAGUGUUUGACAUACCAUCGUUGGUUUCCCUACAAUACAGUCUCUAACAAAACUAGGCUGUCUCGAAGCUCUGGCAACAAGAUUGUUUACCUCUAUACCAAGAAGGUUGGAAAAGCACCUAAAUGCAUGCGGAGUGUGCCCAGGAAGGUUCGAGGGGUUCAUGCUGUGAGACCGAAAGUCCUUCUGAGAUUGUCUAGGACAAAGAAGCAUGUCAGCAGGGCCUACGGUGGGUCCCUGUGUGCCAAGUGUGUCCGUGACAGGAUCAAGCGAGCUUUCCUUAUUGAGGAGCAGAAAAUUGUUGUGAAAUUGUUGAAGGCACAAGCAGAGUCAGAAAGCGAAAGAAAUACACAGCUUUUUAAAAUAAUAAAGGUCAAGGAUUGGAAGCAUUUGAAUAUUAAGGGCCAUUUGUCCCGAGGUGCUGUCACAGUAAACAUGCUGACACUCCUGAGGUGCUCUGUCAUUCCUGAGGUGACAGUGUAG